AUGCCUGUAUUCACUGAAUACGCUGCCUCGUCGCGUGAACUGCGCGUUCUGCCUUCCUUUGCCCCGCCACUUCCCCGCCUUUCCCCGCGAUUUACGCGUGCCGAAGGAGCCGAGAAAUAUGAAGUCGUCAUUGUCGGCGCUGGUCCAGCAGGGCUGAUGCUACACCUGCUUCUGGCACGAUACGGCCUCAACGAUGACUCUUUGCUCUGUAUAGACGCAAAACCAGGCACGCUCAAAUCGGGGCAGGCGGACGGCCUGCAACCCCGCACGCUCGAAGUCCUCAAAUCUCUCGGGCUCGCGGACGAGAUCCUCACCGAUGGCUGUCACAUGGAAGAGGUUGCGUUCUGGAAUCCGUCGCCUGACAAGGAGAAGGUGAUUGAGAGGACCUCGAUCGUUCCCGACGUGGCUGUGCCGGCCCGCUUCCAACAUGAAGUCACUAUCCACCAGGGUCGCAUUGAGCGGAUCCUCGAAACAGAUCUGCUUCGGUAUUCGAAACGAGGCGUGCAGCGGAAUACCAAGCUUGUGGACGUCAGGAUCGACGAGGCAGGCGAUGCGGAAUUCCCAGUCGUGGCCCAGAUCGAGACGGACGGCAUCCGUCGCACAAUACGCUCCAAACACUUGGUAGGCGCGGAUGGUGCCCACUCGGUAGUCCGGCGCUGCAUGGGACUCAAGCUGGUCGGCGAGUCGAUGGACCAUAUCUGGGGCGUAGUCGAUCUGGUAAUCGACACUGAUUUCCCCGAUAUUCGAAGACGGUGCGCCAUCCAUUCACCGGCCGGGUCUGUCAUGGUCAUUCCGCGGGAGCGCAUCGCGACGGGCGAUUACCUGACUCGGCUCUAUGUCCAAGUACCUGAAGAGACACCUCCUGAAGAGGAUCAGAAGCCUGUUAAUGGGACUACUUCUCAGUCCAAGGGAGAUGCACGCGCGCGCAGAAGCCAGGUGACCCAGGAAUCGAUUUUUCGGCAUGCGGCACAAGCCUUCAAGCCGUACUAUAUUCGACCUAAGGAAGAGGGCGCAGUCGACUGGUGGGCUGCGUACCAGAUCGGUCAGCGAGUCACGGACAAUUUCACCGUCAAAGACUCGAAGGGAAUCAAUAGGGUGUUUAUUGUGGGAGAUGGUACGUGA
Messenger RNA from Aspergillus pseudoviridinutans, 1122 nucleotides. RefSeq names its product putative phenol monooxygenase. NCBI's taxonomy places the organism in Eukaryota, Fungi, Ascomycota, Eurotiomycetes, Eurotiales, Aspergillaceae. The coding region runs from base 1 to 1122 and encodes 373 amino acids. The transcript has a single exon. The record is from RefSeq and is a predicted model, not a curated record. Gene Ontology annotation, molecular function: FAD binding.